AUGACUGAACCAUGGUGUCGGGGGAGUGUUAAUUCUAGAUUGAGAGGACCCCAGAAACAAGAAGCGUACUCUACUACAAUUAACGAUCUUAUGUUGCCUAAUGAGAAGCAGUGGAAUUCUGAAGCUGUUAGUUCUAUCUUUGAUGUGGUAGAUACAGAAUUAAUCUUACAGGUGCCUCUCUUGGAAGAUGUUACAACGGAUACUUUAAUUUGGAAGGAGGAACAGGAUGGAAAAUAUAGUGUUCGAUCGGGCUAUCGACUAUGGCGUAAUGCCUUUCACCGCCAUGCAAAUGGGAACAUUUCAGAAGAUUGGAAUAGUAUUUGGAAUAUUGUAGCACCUCCAAGAGUGAAACAUCUUUUAUGGAGGAUUUGUUCAGGUUGCCUUCCGACUCGUUCUCGCCUUCGGCAACGGUGGAAUGAUUGGUUUCAUGCUCAGGAUGUUAGCGGUAAUUCUGGUCAUGUACAACAUGAGGUAGAGUGGAGGCCUCCGCCAAUGGGUUGGAUUAAAUGCAAUGUUGACGCAGCUUUUAAUAAUAACAAUGGUACUACUAAUAGAGGCUGGUGUAUGCGCAAUCAUUUGGGGAAUUUAAUCAGUGCAGGUACAUCUUGGGAUCCUGGAUCUCUUAGUGUUAUUGAAGCGGAAGCCUUAGCCCUUAAAGAGGCUAUCCUUGGAGCCAUCUCGAUGAAUCUGAAUUAUGUCAUUUUUGAAAGUGAUUGCCAGAGAGUUACUCAAGCGGUACACUCCAACAAUAAGGGCGCUUCUGAAUUUAGUAUUAUCCUUAGAUCUAUUUCUGAACUUCUUCAAUCUUUUCCUAACUUUGACGUUAAGUUUACUAAACGUCAAGAGAAUAUGGUUGCUCAUUCACUUGCAAGGGCGGCCAAUUCAUGGACUAGACGUAGUAUUUUGAAUUCGAUUCCUCUAUGUAUUGAACACAUUUUAUUGAAUGAAAGUCAUUGA
Vicia villosa (hairy vetch) is the source of this 957-nucleotide messenger RNA. RefSeq lists its product as uncharacterized. Bases 1 to 957 code for a protein of 318 amino acids. The transcript has 2 exons. Gene Ontology annotation, molecular function: RNA-DNA hybrid ribonuclease activity; nucleic acid binding. NCBI's taxonomy places the organism in Eukaryota, Viridiplantae, Streptophyta, Magnoliopsida, Fabales, Fabaceae. The record is from RefSeq and is a predicted model, not a curated record.